AACAAACGUGCGUUUGUGUUAAUAUACAGUUAGCAGUGUGGUUAAGGUUAGUUUUAAAAUCAGAUUUUAAAUUGUAGAUAUAGGCGGGGUUUAUGACUGUGUUAACAAGUGACAACCACUCUCAUUGGCCAGACCGCGUGUGUGUAAUUUACACAGUAAGUGGUGCGCGGCUCAGUCAAAACAUUGUUACCUGUUGUUAAUGCUUGAAAGAUUCCACGCUUGUACUCAUGACGAAAAGGCGAGCUGAAUACGUUUUGUUCCACGACACGCCUGUUAAAAGAUCAUGUUUUCGUCCAUUUGACAAAUUUGAUACGCAGUUAGAAAGCAUGGCUGCAGCCGGGUGCGUGAGUCCGCCAUCUCUGCUCGCUUUGUUGGGGAGACGCUGCAAAAAGAGACCGUAUUAUUUCGAAGAUCAGGAGGAACAUCAAGAAACACUUAAACCGCGCAAGCUGUCAAAUAGUGAACAUCGGGUCAGUGCACCACCGAGUGUGCUGGUAAAUAAUUCUGGAAGUAUCCGAGAGAGUGCAUCUGCAGACUCUGGUUGCUCAACGGUGACCUCUAAGAAACGUGCACGAGAUAACACUGUCACAAGAUACGAUGCUCCAAGGAUUGUCACACACAAAGAUGAUGAUGGCAAUGACCUAUGCACUUUCAACUCAUUCCAGUACUGGAGGGUCCCUCUACCCGAGCUGGACAUUUCACUCCUUCAGAAUGGAAACCUCUCUGGAUCAAAUGGAGAACCCCCUGCCAAAGAAUUAUCCUGUGAAGCCAUGGAGUCAUAAAUUUGAAUUCAUGAAGGUCUGCCCACCAUGGAACUCUUAUGAGAGGUGGCCACCAGUGGAGGCUGGUGGGAGAAGCUAUAGGAGGACUGUCUUUGUCCCAUGGCUUGAAUAGAAUUAAUGGAACGGAGUCAAACGUGCUUUACAUGCGUCUGAUACCAUUCCAUUUAUUAUAUUCCAGCCAUUACAAGGAGCCUGUCCUAUAGCUCCUCCAACCAGACACACUGCCCAUCAGAGCCAUAGCUUUAGAUCUAUACUGUGUAGACCAUGGGGUUCUCAAAGUGGGGUACGUGGACACCUGGCCAGAUCUCAAAAUAUAUACUGAAUAUGACAUUUUAACCUUAAAUGUUAUAAAAUUAAUAUUACAAAAAACAUAUUAAAUUGCUUUUGGCCAAAGGAUCUGUGGAAUAAGUUUAAAGUGUGUAAUACAGUGUGAUGUUAUUAAUCUACAAUUGGUGUUCUUAACCCUGGGCAACAUGGGCCUGGGAGGCUCACAGGGAUAUUGGUAUCCACAGUACUCUACAAAUAAUCAAUUUGUCAACUCCAUACUAUUCCCCCAAAUUUUUGUUUUCACAUGAAUGCACUGUAAUUUAAGAUUUAAAGCCGCAAUGUUACCUCUGGCUCAUCGCAAAAUUGCAGCAUAUUAUCUUUAAAGCUGCAACAACAAAACAGCUCUGCCCCAUGACACAAUUUGUAGAUUUGCAGGAAAUUAGCUUUAAAACUGCAACAUUUUCGCUCUUUCACCUGGCCUGAGACACUAACUCUGAAAUCUGGCUACAUGGUUAUUGUACCUGCUUUGAACACAAGGAUAAAGCUGUAUGUACAGUGCAUUCGGAAGGUAUUCAGACCCCUUGGUUUUUUCCAAAUUUUGUUAUGUUACAGCCUUAUUCUAAAAUGGAUUAAAUAACCCACCCCCCCCUUUUCAAUCGUCACACAAUACCCAUAAUAACAAAGCAAAAACUUUUUUUUAGUAAAUUUAUGAAAAAUAAACUGAAAUCACGUUUACAUAAGUAUUUAGACCCUUUACUCAGUACUUUCUUGAAGCACCUUUGCCCGUGGCUAGAGCCUUGAGUAUGCCACUACAAGCAUGGCACCCCUGUAUUUGGGGAGUUUUAUCCCAUUCUUCUCUGCAGAUCCUCUUAAGCUCUGUCAGGGUGGAUGGGGAGUGUCACAGCAGCUAUUUCAAGUCCGGGUUCAAGUCCGGGCUCUAGCUGGGCCACUCAAGAACAUUCAGAGACCUGUCCCGAGGCCAUUCCUGCGUUGUCUUGGUUGUGCACUUAGGGUCAUUGUCCUGUUGGAAGGUGAACCUUCACCCCAGUCAGGUCCUGAGCACUCUGGAGCAGGUUUUCAUCAAGGAUCUUUGUACUUUGCUCUGUUAAUCUUUCCCUCGAUCCUGACUAGUCUCCCUGUCAAUGAAAAAUAUCCCCACAGCAUGAUGCUGCCACCACCAUGCUUCACUGUAGAGAUGAUGCCAAGUUUCCUCCAGAUGUGAGGCUUGGCAUUCAGGACAAAGAGUUCAAUAUUGGUUUCAUCAGAGCAGAGAUUCUUGUUUCUCAUGGUUUGAGAGUCCUUUAGGUGCCUUUUUGAAUACACCAAGCGGGCUGUUGUGCCUUUUACUGAAGAGUGGCUUCUGUUGGGCCACUCUACCAUAAAGGCCUGAUUGGUGGAGUGCUGCUGACUGAUAUGGUUGUCCUUCUGGAAGGUUCUCCGAUCUCGACAGAGGAGCUCUGUCCGAGUGACCAUCGGGUCAUUUUUUUGGUACUGUCCCCAGAUCUGUGCCUCGACAUAAUCCUGUCUAAGAGCUCUACGGACAAUUCAUUUGACCUCAUGGCUUGGUUUUUGCUCUGACGUGCACUGUCAACUGUGGGACCAACAGGUGUGCCUUUCCAAAUCAUGUCCAAUCAAUUGAAUUUACCACAGGUAGACUCCAGUCAAGUUGUAGAAACAUCUCAAGGAUUAUCAAUGAAAUAGGAUGCACCCGAGCUUAAUUUCGAGUCUCAUAGCAAAGCGUCUGAAUACUUAUGUAAAUAAGGUUUUUCUGUUAGACUUUUAAUACAUUUGCAAGAAUUUCUUAACCUGUUUUCGCUUUGUCAUUAUGAGGUAUUGUGUUAAUUUUAGAAUAAGGCUGUAACGUAACAAAAUGGGAAAAGUAAAGGGGUCUGAAUACUUUCCGAAUGCACUAUACAUACCAGGGCUACAGUGUCAUUACCAUGGAAAUACAACUAUAUCUAUAUGGCUUACAGCAUGAAACCAGAGUAAAAUUAUUUCCACCAGUUGGGACCGGCAGGGGCGAACUGGCUAUUUGGCAUUUGAGUCAAAUGCCAGAUGGGCUGGUCCAUUUUUGAUCCACUGGGCCUGUCUAACUAGUUACUUUUUUUUGUUUGCAAAAUUAUCAUUACUUGGCUUAUAAUGGGGGCCUCAAGGAAAAAAUGGGCUGGUGGGGGGGCCUUGGAUAAUAGGCAGAUGUGUCAGAAAUGCCAGUCCGCCCCUGGGGACCGGUAUUUGUAAGAGCUUUUAUACACUGAACACUAAUUGUUUUAUUACUUUUAGGAGAUAAAUCAUUGACAUAGCGUCAUUAAACGGCAUUCAGUGCUCCUUUUUUAUCUUCAUGUAGCCUACAGUAUAUUGUAUUGGGAUGAAAUGUGUGUUGUAUGCAGCUAGUUGUUGGUACAUUAACUCACCCUGGCUACUUUGAUGGUUUUUCAAAGUGAAUGGACUAUUUUAUUUGAACUAAACCUAAACUAUGCUUUUCCUCUAGCUGGGCUUGCUGUUGGUCAUAGCUAGCUGUUGGAUUCUUACUUUAAAUUGCAUUCCAAAUAGAUGGAUUUAUUGAUGAAAGAAUUGAUGUAUUAAUCAAUGAAUGUCUAUGUUAAGGCAAACAUGCGGAAGUCGUUACUCUGUUUACAAGUCUGCUCUUCAGUCUGUAAACUGCCGCUCAACAUGUUGUAUACAGUACCAGUACAUUCUUUGUGAGGUAUUUUUUCACUUUGUCAUUGCAGAGUAUUUUGUGUAGAGGUGAGGGGGAUUUUUCUUCUUUUUAUCCAUUUUGAAUUUAGGAUGCAACACAAUUUGUUUUUGUUAAGUCAAGUGGUAUGCAUCCUUUCUGAAGGCACUGUAGGUAACACAAGGCAAGUUUGAGGUCUGUGUUGGUCUAUACAGUUAUCGCUUUGUACAAUAAAACUAUUAUUAUGUA
Messenger RNA from Oncorhynchus nerka (sockeye salmon), 3972 nucleotides. RefSeq lists its product as uncharacterized. Bases 228 to 782 code for a protein of 184 amino acids. The transcript is spliced from 2 exons. NCBI's taxonomy places the organism in Eukaryota, Metazoa, Chordata, Actinopteri, Salmoniformes, Salmonidae. The record is from RefSeq and is a predicted model, not a curated record.